Medicago truncatula (barrel medic) is the source of this 2842-nucleotide messenger RNA. RefSeq names its product MAR-binding filament-like protein 1-1. Gene Ontology annotation, molecular function: chromatin binding. The transcript has 5 exons. The record is from RefSeq and is a predicted model, not a curated record. The coding region runs from base 105 to 2609 and encodes 834 amino acids. Gene Ontology annotation, cellular component: condensin complex; condensed chromosome; chromatin. Gene Ontology annotation, biological process: mitotic chromosome condensation. NCBI's taxonomy places the organism in Eukaryota, Viridiplantae, Streptophyta, Magnoliopsida, Fabales, Fabaceae.
ACAAAUGAAUGGGUUAAAAAGUGUCGAAGCAAACAUAUGUUAAUUGGAAGUGUAUGUAUAGGUGGCGCAGUGAGGAGCGACAUAAUCGCUAACUAAAAAAAAACAUGGGUUUUGUUGGAGCAGCGAGUAGCACAUCUUCAUUGCUGCACUCUCCGCUUCUAUACCCAUUUCUCUUCCCUUCUUCUUCUUCUUCCUCUUCUUGUCGUCUCCAUAGAACCACCACCAAGCAGCUCCGGCCUCCCGUUGUGGUAUGUUGCUCUCGUCACCAGCAAGAUCCAAUAUGCAACAAGAGAACGUUUCUGUUAAUGGGUGUUGCUGUUCUUCCCUUUCUUAAAUUCAACACUGCCGACGCCGCUGUUGAAGGAAUUCUUUCAUCACCAAUCUUCAUCUUCAUUUCAUCCCGUGUUCGUAGACAACGUUUCCCUUCUUCUCGGGACUCUGUUCGCAGUCGACGUAUCCGCUCUAUUCGCAGACGACGUAUGCUUUCCGACAAUGUCUCAAUGCCUCUCUUUAGUCCCGAUGUCUCCCUCUCUGACGUUGUCUCGUCGUCUGUAUCUUCAUCAGCAUCCACAAAUCCAGAAGAAAGUGAGGUGAAGAUACCGGAGGAUAAAAAGCUAGGCGAGGCAGCACCUGAAAUGGAGAAACCAUCUACUUCCUUUGUGUCUCUUCUGAAUGGAAUUGGAAUCAUAUCUUCUGGUCUGUUGGGGGCUCUCUAUGCACUCGCUCAGAAAGAAAAGUUGGCUGCUGUUGCAACAAUAGAAACAAUGAGCAACAAACUGAAGGAAAAAGAAGAGCAGUUCGUUUCAUUGUGGAAGAACUACGAGUUGAAGUUAUCGAACGAGCAGGAGGAACGAGCCAAACUACUUGGAAAGGCAAAGGAAGAGCAGAAAGCUCUGAUCGAACAACUAAAUUCUGCAAAGAGUACUGUCACCAGUUUGGGAAAGGAGCUAAAAAGCGAGAAAAGUUUGAUUGCAGAGCUAAAACUUCAAAUUGACAGACUUGAAAUCGAUCUUACAAAGGCCGAUACGGAUAAGAAAGAUCUUGAAAACAAAUUGAAAGAAAAGGUAGAUUCUAUUGAAAUUUUACAAAAAAGAAUUAAUCUGCUUAGUGAAGACCUCAAGGACAAAGAACAUGUUGUUCAGAGUCUGAAUUCAUCUCUUGCAGAAAAGGAGUUGGAAUUGAGGAAUUUGAACUCUACCUAUGACCAAACCAAAGAUGAAUUAUCCAAUGCUCAUUUGCAUGUUCAAGGGUUAAAAGAUGAAAUACUGAAAAGCCAAGAGGAACUAGAAGGAAAAGAUUCCUUGGUGAUGGAACUAAAUUCAAGAGUGAGUUCCUUAAAUCUUGAGAAUAAUAACUUAAGGAGUGAAUAUGAUGUAUUGGAGAAGGAAUUCAAUGACCAAAAGUUGACGUCUGAAAAGAAGGCCGCUUUGGAUGCUAAGGUUUUGAAAGAAAAAGAAGACGAGCUUCAUCAGCUAACAGAUAAAUUUGAACUCGCCUUAAAUGAAUCAAGCGAAAACCAGGUUGUCAUCGCUGAUUUAACCAAAGAACGAGAAGGUUUAAAAGAGUUACUAGAGAAUGAAUCAAAGAAAGUGAGUAAUUUGAAGUAUGAACUCCAAGUUACUCAAGAGAAUCUUGAAAAUUCAAGAAAUGACUCUGCUGAACUGGAAAAACAGCUAAAUAAGUCAAACAAUCUGUGCAAAGAUCUUGAGCUUCAAGUCUCUAAGCUUUCAUCUGAGCUCGCCGAAGUUAAGGAGUUGCUACAGCGUAGACUUGAUGAUACAAAACUUGAGGCGGAAAAAUUAACUACGGAGCUUAUAACAGUAAAGGAACAUUUGAAGAAAGCCGAAGAAGAGCUGCAAAGUACCUCUCAUGAACUAACGACUACACUUGAAACCCGCGAUGGCCUACAAAAAGAAUUAAUUGAGAUCUACAAAAAGGCUGAAGUCACAUCAGAGGUUUUGAAGGAAGAAAAGAAGCUAGCUGCUUCUUUGAAUAACGAUUUACAGGCUUUGAAGGAGCAAGUAUUGAAGGACAAGGAGUCGCGGAGAACUAUUGAAAUGGAUCUCGAGGAGGCUACCAAAUCACUAGAUGAAAUGAAUCGAAAUUCUGUGAUCCUUUCUAGUGAACUAGAAGAGGCUAAAUCACUUAUUUCUAGCCUUGAAAAUGAGAAAGAGGUUCUUGCCAAGUACCUUACAGAACAAAGAAAUGCAAGCAAAGAGGCCCAAGAAAACAUUGAAGAUGCUCAUAACCUCAUUACUAGACUUGGCAAAGAGAGAGAGAGUUUAGAGAGCAGAGGGAAGAAAUUGGAAGAGGAAUUGGCUUCUGCCAAGGGUGAAAUAUUGCGGUUGAGAAGUCAGAUCAGUUCUUCGAAAUCAAAAGUUGUUAAAAAUGAGCAACAAGUACAGAAAAAUGAAGCUGAAACCAAUUCUUCAAAAUCAAAAGUCGUUAACAAUGAGCAGCAAGUACAAAAAAAUGAAGCUGAAACCAAUUCUUCAAAAUCAAAAGUUGUUAACAAUGAGCAGCAAGUACAGAAAAAUGAAGCCGAAACCAAAGAAGUUGUCGUAAGUGCACGGAAGAACGUUCGAAGAAGAAAGACUAAUCCUUCAUAACAGAGAAAAAAUCGAGUUUUGUAUUCGAAAAUAAAAUUGGAAGUUGAUAUUGUUACACUUUAUUCACUUUGGAUAAGUUUUCAUGUUGCAAUAGUAUUGUACAAAUGAAAUAACACAGUAGGAAGUGCUGAGCUAUACUUUUAGGACUGUUGAUUUGUAAUAAUUUUCAUAAUGGCCUGAGGAAAAAAAGAAUGAGAAUGCUUGGUUGUUUUUUGACAGUGAAUACUGUUUGA